Panicum virgatum (switchgrass) is the source of this 829-nucleotide messenger RNA. RefSeq lists its product as uncharacterized. The record is from RefSeq and is a predicted model, not a curated record. Bases 1 to 816 code for a protein of 271 amino acids. Lineage: Eukaryota; Viridiplantae; Streptophyta; Magnoliopsida; Poales; Poaceae. The transcript has 4 exons.
AUGGGGAACCUGAUGGCAAUGAAGGCCGAGGAAGUGAAGUUGAAGAAGAAAAGGUGGGAAAAGGAUGUGAUGAUCGAACAACGCAAGCUAGACAUCGAGGAGCGGCGUCUACAAUGGGAGCAAGAGCAGAAGAUCAUGUUCUGUGACAUGAGCAACAUGGACGAGCAUCAAAAAGCUUACCUGAUGGCCAAGAGAGCUCAGUUCGCUAAGGCAGCGAGUGCUAGUGUAGGUGACACUGCUAGUGUGUUCAACUUUGUUUCAGAAAAUGUAUUGUCAUUACAAUCUGAAUCUGCAUUAUUGAAUCUGUUCAUAUGCUUGGGGGUGAAGCGAGGCUGGAGUUUGCGUAUGCAGAGAUUAAUGGUGCAGGAUGGCUGCUUUGUGGAGUGGAGGGACAUGGUAGCUGAUGCAGCUAGAAAAGGCUUUGCUGGUGAGGUUAGCCUCCAAUGGAAUUCAUAUAAAAUCUUGACUGACCAAAUGCAGCAAGAGUGGUUGGGGUAUCUCCAAAAAAGGAGAUCAAUGCCAAGGCCAAGAGGUAACAGACAAGCACCAAAAACUCCUGAACUGCUGCUUAAAUUCUUUACUGCAAGAUCACUGAUUGCAGAAGCAGAAAAGGCUGCUGAUGCCCUGGAAACUGCUGCAGCAAUGAGCCCUUUUGCUCAAGCAUCACUUAUAGAAGCUAGAAAGCUUGUUACAGAGGCAAGAGUAUCACUUGAAUGUGUUGAUCAUCAAGGGUCUCCAGAAAAUGCUUCUGAUGAUAUUUCAGAGGACUCAGGUUUAUUGGACCCUGAUGAUAAAAUUUCCCCCAAGCAAUGGUAAAGGCAUUGGUUUC